Molecule: messenger RNA, 2005 nt
Organism: Syngnathus typhle (broad-nosed pipefish)
Lineage: Eukaryota; Metazoa; Chordata; Actinopteri; Syngnathiformes; Syngnathidae
Gene: prr5l
Product: proline rich 5 like
Exons: 10
Coding region: 366-1304 (312 amino acids)
Biological process (GO): TORC2 signaling
Cellular component (GO): TORC2 complex
Source: RefSeq, a predicted model, not a curated record
CUUUUGAACGAAUCGUUCACUCACGAGCCAACACGACUCGGUGCGAGGGAAUCCACGAGGAGAAAGCAAAGCAAGCACAACACUAUGCAAACUUCAAAAAGUUUGACAAGCUCGACGGAGGUCUCGAGACAGCGGGGCGUUAAGACUACUUUUGACGCCAUCUGAUCUUUUUGUGAACUCCCGACAAUCAAGUGAGAGCCGAGGCUCGCCUUGCUUCUCUUUUGUUUAUUUUCUCCGAGAAGAGAAAAGAAAAGAAGAAAGGUGCUUCAUCACUCCGUGGCAUCGAGAGCCGACCGAGGACGCUUGACUUUUUUUUUUUUUUUCCAUCCUGCGGUCAUAAGGGGACAUCGUCGGGAUCCAGGUGCAUGAUGGGAUCUUUUCGGCGCUCCAGGCCCCGCUUUAUGAGUUCUCCAGUUCUGUCCGACCUGACCCGCUUCCAUGCUGCACCCAAUACACUGCAAGCAUGCAACAGCACCAUCUGGAACAGCGUCCAAUCGGCAGUGAUGAAAGUCUUCAGGGGCGGAGCUCUGCAGCCCAAUGAGCUCUACACACUGAACGAGAGCAUCAGGUGGCUGCUGAAGAGCGAGAUGGGCUCCUUCGUCACAGACUACUUGCAGAAUCGUCUGUUGACGGGCGGCUUAACAGAGCUUCUGGAGCGCAUCUUCAUCUCUGGUGGAGAGCAGCUGGCGGCGCUGGCCGAGGCAUGGCGGUGCUUUUUCACGGAGACGCUGCCCACGCUGCAGGCCAUCUUCUACCCUCUACAGGGUCAGGAGCUGUCUGUACGACAGAUGACACUGUUGGCCUUCCGAGACUUGGUACUGCUUAAGCUCCCUCUGGAGGACAGUCUGCAAAGCGCGGGCAGUGUGCCGCCCGCCGUCACGCACAUGCUGCUGGUGCUGCAGGGGGUGCGAGAGUGCGGCGCAGCGUCCAGCUCGCGUUACCGUCAUCUCGAGCGUCUGACGGCCACGGUAGUGUCACCGUACCUCAGCGAUGUCGUCCCUGCCGCCGCCGACCUUCACCCUUCAGAGUGCUGGGGGGACGGCGCUCUGCCGUGGUUUAUCGGUGACGGCUCCCAGCCUGACAUCUGCUCUUCUUUGGCACCCCUGGUGGAGCACGAGGGCGAGGCCUACCUGGAGAAAGUGGGCGGCAUGCGGCGCCACACGGUGGCCAAUGCGCAUUCUGACGCGCGCCUGCUCAGCGGCAGGAUGAGUUGCGCCAACGAGGUGCCCGGCGGCUCGCCGACUCGGCCCGCUGACGGCGACGCCGGACACUUUGGUAGUCAACCUAACGUCAAGGACUCCUAGCGAUAGCGGCUAGCGCUGCAAGUACAGUCAGAGGUUCAAGCACAGGAAACUGAUGGCGCUCUUGGAGUAAAACGGCACGCUUGCUUCCUGCAAACGGGCUAGCUGGGGAACGCGGCGUAGCUAACAGAAAGGAUGAGAGGUGAGGAUGAAAAGAGAUGAGGGCGUGAGAAGAAACACGACACAUGACAACGAAGUGAGGAUAAAAGAUGCAAGCGAUGGUGGGUGGAGCCUGAGCAAAGAUGACCUGACGAAGAAACAUGAGAACAUGAAGGAAGCAGAAAUUACAAAGAUGACCUUUUACCUCUGACCGCAGAGUGAGCUGCAGUGUAAUCGGAUUACUCUAGUACUAAUCCCAUUGCAAUAAUUGGAUGACACUUGGUAGGGCCUUUGUCGCCCCCGUGUGGCCAGUCAAGGACUAUGAUGCUAUCAGGAUGUGGUUGUGAUGCAAGUUUUUUAAAUAUCUUCAUAAAAAUGUUUUUUUUCAUAUUCCAGGUAGUUCUCAAAAAACAUGCUUUUGACAUAAGGGCAUUUAAAUGUACCUUUUAUACUUUUUAAGAAAUUGCACUUUUUGUAUUACGACCCCAAACUUCAAUGAGCAUUUUCUACGGUAUCAAAUGAAAGAAGCCUUUGAUUCUUAUCAACUGUCUGGAAUAAAUGAACCGUAGACAACACAGACACUAAACAAGUGUCACCCUUCAAAA